Molecule: messenger RNA, 3935 nt
Organism: Scomber scombrus (Atlantic mackerel)
Lineage: Eukaryota; Metazoa; Chordata; Actinopteri; Scombriformes; Scombridae
Gene: sulf1
Product: sulfatase 1
Exons: 18
Coding region: 1-3498 (1165 amino acids)
Cellular component (GO): cell surface; Golgi apparatus; plasma membrane
Molecular function (GO): N-acetylglucosamine-6-sulfatase activity; glycosaminoglycan binding; calcium ion binding
Source: RefSeq, a predicted model, not a curated record
AUGCUGAUGCUGUGGCUGGCCUGGUUGGCCCUGUUGUCUCUGGACUGGGUUCCGGGCAGCAUGGCCUUCACCACUACCAGGGCUCAGGGCCUGAGGGGUCGUAUCCAGAGAGACCGCAGAAACAUCCGGCCCAACAUCAUCCUCAUCAUGACUGACGACCAGGAUGUUGAGUUGGGUUCUCUACAGGUCAUGAAUAAAACUCGUAAGCUCAUGGAAGACGGAGGCACUAGUUUCACCAAUGCCUUUGUCACCACACCCAUGUGCUGCCCGUCACGUUCCUCCAUGUUGACGGGCAAGUACGUCCACAACCACAACACCUACACCAACAAUGAGAACUGCUCGUCCCCAUCCUGGCAAGCUCAGCACGAGCCACGCUCAUUCGCUGUCUACCUCAACAACACCGGCUACAGGACAGCCUUCUUCGGCAAGUACCUCAAUGAGUACAAUGGCAGCUACAUCCCACCUGGGUGGCGCGAGUGGGUUGGAUUGAUCAAAAAUUCCCGCUUCUAUAAUUACACUGUCUGUCGGAACGGUUACAAGGAGAAACAUGGUGCAGAAUAUGCCAAGGACUAUUUCACAGAUCUGAUCACCAACGACAGCAUCAAUUAUUUCCGCAUGUCCAAGAAGUCAUACCCUCAUCGUCCAGUGAUGAUGGUCAUCAGCCAUGCUGCCCCUCACGGCCCAGAAGACUCAGCUCCACAGUAUGCUGAGCACUUCCCUAACGCUUCGCAGCAUAUCACCCCCAGCUACAACUAUGCCCCAAAUAUGGACAAACACUGGAUCAUGCAGUACACAGGCCCAAUGAGACCUAUCCACAUGGAGUUCACCAACUUCCUCCACCGGAAAAGACUUCAGACACUCAUGUCCGUGGAUGACUCAGUGCAGAGGGUUUUUGAUAUGCUAGAGGAAACUGGAGAGCUGGAAAACACAUACAUCAUUUAUACAGCUGACCAUGGCUACCACAUUGGUCAGUUUGGGUUGGUUAAGGGCAAAUCAAUGCCUUAUGACUUUGACAUCCGUGUGCCAUUCUUCCUAAGAGGACCCAACGUGGAGGCAGGAGCAGUAAACCCUCAUCUGGUGCUGAACAUUGACCUUGCUCCCACGAUUCUUCACAUUGCUGGGCUGGACACUCCUCCAGACAUGGAUGGAAAGUCCAUCCUUAAGCUGCUGGAACAGGACAGGACUGGCAAUAGAUUCAAAACCAACCGGAAACCCAAAGUCUGGAGGGACACAUUCCUGGUGGAGCGAGGAAAGAUCCUGAGGAAGAAGGAGGACUCGGUGAACACACAGCACACCAACAGCCUGCCCAAAUACAAGAAGGUCAAAGAGACUUGCCAACAGGCCGAAUUCCAGACACCCUGUGAACAGCCUGGACAGAAAUGGCACUGUGUGGAGGAGAUCACAGGAAAGUGGAGGAUACAGAAGUGUAAAGGUGGUUCAAAAGAAGGCUCCAGGAAGAGAGCUCGCAGCCUGAAGCCCCGCAGCAGUUAUGACAACCGAGAGAGGGGCUGUGACUGUGGGGACAGUCUCUACAAACCCUCCAGGACAGAGCGCCGCUCACACCGACAGUUCUCUGCAUCAUCUGGCCAACGUUUUCGUCCACGUUUUGUCCACACCCGGCCUACCAGGUCUCUUUCUGUUGAGUUUGAAGGUCAGAUAUAUGACAUCGACCUGCAAGCUGACGAUCAGUCAGCUGUCCGCCGCCGCGUCAUCUCAAAGCGCCACCAAGGCCCAGAAGAUCCAGAGUUUGACUUAGGGUCAGAUGACGGAUCAGAGGAAAUGCUAGCAGACGAUACCAACGCUGUAGGAUACCCCAACUCUCUAAAAGUUACCCACAAGUGUUAUAUCUUGAUGAAUGACUCUAUUCAUUGUGAGAGAGAAAUCUACCAGUCCUCCAGGGCCUGGAAAGACCAUAAGAGCUAUGUGGACCAAGAGAUUGAAGCACUUCAAGACAAAAUCAAAAACCUGCGGGAAGUAAGGGGCCAUCUGAAGAGGACACGACCAGACGAGUGUGACUGUGGAAAGAGGGGCUAUUAUAACAAAGGAGACAGAAACAAGGCAGAGAGAUUGAAGAACAGGAAUGAUCAACUCCAUCCGUUUAAGGAGGCCGUGCAGGAGAUAGACGGGAAGGCCCAGUUGUACAACGAGAUCCGCAGGAGGAAGAAGGAAAGGAAGGUGAAGAAGCGGCAGAGGAAGGGAGACGACUGCAGCCUGCCGGGCCUCACUUGCUUCACACAUAACAAUGACCACUGGCAGACUGCUCCUUUCUGGUCUCUGGGUGGAUUCUGUGCAUGCACCAGCUCCAACAACAACACCUACUGGUGCCUGAGGACCAUCAACGAGACCCACAAUACACUGUUCUGCGAGUUCUCCACUGGCUUCCUGGAGUACUUUGACCUCAAUAGUGACCCCUACCAGCUGACCAACGCUGUGUAUGCAGUGGAUCGGGACGUUCUGAACUCUCUCCAUGCCCAACUGAUGGAGAUGAGAAGCUGUCAGGGGCACAAGCAGUGUAGCCCUCGCCCUAAAGGCUUGGAUACAGCACACAGCCAAUAUGGGACGGACGACAGGGUUAAACUUCCUAACUUGACAGACGAGGAGGUGAACUGGCAGGGACUGGAGGAUCUUUAUAGCAUAAACGAAAGCCUUUAUGAAUGUAGGCCUGACUACAGCCCCAGCCCAGACAACUGGGUCAACUUCCAGAAGGAUGUAGAUAAUAUGUUUGCACUGCGACACGUUUUUAACAAAUUUAAUCAAACCCAUAAGCUUGACGACUCCACCCUGCCAGAGCUGGGCUCCGGGGCCGGGGGUGGAGGCCUUGAAGAGGGCAGCGGAGAAGAGUUGGGCUCAGCUAGGGACGUAUGGCCAGGCCCGUUAACGGAGGCGCGCCUCACCACCCCCGCCCCCAGCAAAGUGCCAUCAGCUCCACCCACACCCAGGCCCACAUUGGAAAGGAAACUGGAAUCUGUUGUCAACGACCUUCCUGAGAGGGUUAUAGACAGACAAGGGGUGUCUGUUAUGUCAGCAUCACCUGUGACGGUACUGUCACCAGGUCCUAGGAGAAACGGGGCUAUCUACCAGAGUGACAUGUGGGUGCAGCAGCUGGAGGAGAUGGAUGGAGAGGUUUUUAGUGGGAAUGGAAUGACAGAGCUGGGGACACAACAUGACAGCCUGCUGCGUAUUCACAACAGCCUGCAGACCCACCCGGAGCCAGGUCACAUAGAAGCUGCUGCCCGUCAGCAGAGCCCGAGCCUUGGUCUGGACCCCGAAGAGGAGGAGGACAUUUUCCAGGCACAAGGCUUCCUCCCAUUCUCCCCACAGACACUGAGGCCCGAGGUGCAGGCCAGCACCACCGGGAGCCCUCCCACCACACAGACUAGUACCACCCCACAGAGCGUUGGGGUGGUACUGCAGGUGCUGCCUCAGUCAGCGCUGCCCCUCACCUUGGACUACGAGGGCAGCGGCUCUCUGCCUCAACCCUCCAAUCAGACCCUCUGAGGUAGACGCAUGUACUGGCCAGCCAGCCAAUGAGCUGCUAGUCGCCAUAGAGACACAGAGACACAGUGAUUGGGAGAUGAGCUCGCCAAGAGCAAUGGCGAGUGAUGCCGCCUCAGUCAGUCAGAGUUGUAUAAUGAGUAUUAAAGUUAUUGUUUAUUUUUUUACAGGUGCCUACAUUUAUUAGUAAACAGUGUUAUGUUGUGUUCUUUUUUUUUUCAAAUAUAUAUUUAGAAAAAAGCCUUAAUGCAGCUAAACUUAAGUGUUGGGAUUCAAAAUGAUUAAUUCCAUAUGGAUAACACCAUUGAUGUUUUUAAUAUGUUUUUAUGAAAAACAAGUGUGAGUGGUGAAACCAUUUGAACAUCUGAAUGGAUAGUUAACAUUAGCCAGCUGUAGGUAUGCUCCAGUCCUUAAACAAACCAAUCAAUCCCAAACCUACC